Messenger RNA from Ctenopharyngodon idella (grass carp), 3322 nucleotides. Its product is annotated as E3 ubiquitin-protein ligase TRIM39-like. NCBI's taxonomy places the organism in Eukaryota, Metazoa, Chordata, Actinopteri, Cypriniformes, Xenocyprididae. The transcript is spliced from 16 exons. Gene Ontology annotation, molecular function: protein binding; zinc ion binding; ubiquitin-protein transferase activity. The record is from RefSeq and is a predicted model, not a curated record. Gene Ontology annotation, biological process: protein ubiquitination. The coding region runs from base 327 to 3038 and encodes 903 amino acids.
GAUUUACUCAUCCCUGUGCAGAUCUAGAAACACCAGGAACGGGUCUGAGAUCAGUGUGAAGACUGAUGAGAGUCUGGAGACUCUGAGGAGAGCUCUGACUCAACUGCGGGACACUCUACAGGAGAAACUCACACAAACUGGAAUGAGAGGUGGAUUAUGCCACGGAUUACCUACCAAAGGAGACAGUCCUGUACUUUUACGUGAGAGGAGGGUACAUCGCCACCACAGACGCAUUCAAGGCAUCCCAUGCCAGAUGCAUCAAAGAAGCCCAAAAACAUGAUCAAGCUCCUCUGUGUUUCACAGCGGGCAUCAAGAGAGGAAGAGCAAUGGCAGAAUCUUCCUCAACAUCACAGAAAAGACGAGAAAGGACAGGGAGUGUGGAUAUUCCUCCAUGGAUGUCAUCCUCCAGCGAUCCACUGACUGAGGAGCUUCAGUGCUCUAUAUGUCUGGACGUGUUCACUGAUCCAGUCACCACUCCAUGUGGACACAACUUCUGCAAGACCUGUCUGAAUAAGUGCUGGGACAACAGCCAGACCUGCAACUGUCCAUAUUGUAAAGAAACAUUCAAGAUCAGACCUGAUCUCAAGAUUAAUACCACACUCCGAGAGCUCAUAGAUCACUAUAAAAAGAAAAAAACUGAAGCUGUGAAAAAACCUGAAGUUCUGUGUGACGUCUGUGAGGAAAGAAAGCUGAAAGCCCUGAAGUCGUGUCUGGUGUGUCAGAGCUCUUACUGUGAAACUCACCUGGAGCCUCAUUUGAGAGUAGCAGGUUUAAAGAAACACAAACUGAUCAAUCCUGUGAGGAAUCUGGAGGACUAUAUAUGUCAGAAACAUGAGAGACCUCUGGAGCUGUUCUGUAGAGAUGAUCAGACAUGUGUGUGUCCGAUGUGUGAUGUAACAGACCACAAGAACCACAACACUGUUUCUUUAAAAGAGACUCAGUUGAUGAUUCAAGACACGCAGCAGAUGAUCCAGGACAGAAUCAAGAAACUUCACGAAGUCAAACACUCAGCAGAAGUCAGAAAAAAAAACACAGAGAAGGAGAAAGCAGCCCGUGUUGAGCUCUUCACUGAUCUCAUCCGCUCCAUUGAGAGAUGUCAGACUGAACUGCUGGAGAUGAUGGAUGAGCAGCAGAAAGCAGCAGAGAAACAGGAGGAAGAGCUCAUUGAAGAGCUGGAGCAGGAGAUCACUGAGCUAAAGAUGAGAAACACUGAGCUGGAGCAGCUCUCACACACUGAAGAUCACCUCCACCUCCUACAGAUUUACUCAUCCCAGUGCAGCUCUAGAAACACCAGGAACUGGUCUAAGAUCAGUAUGAAGACUGAUGAGAGUCUAGAGGCUCUGAGGAGAGCUCUGACUCAACUGAAGGACACUCUACAGGAGAAAAUCACGCAAACUGUGCUGAAGAGGAUGCAGCAGUAUGAAGUGGAUGUGACUCUGGAUCCUGAUACAGCAAAUCCUGAACUCAUCCUGUCUGAUGAUGGAAAACAAGUGAGACAUGGAGACAUUAGACAGAAACUCCCAAACAAACCAGAGAGAUUUGAUACGGGUGCAUUUGUCCUGGGAAAGGAGGGAUUCUACUCAGGGAGAUUUUAUUUUGAGGUGCAGGUGAAGGGAAAGACUGAAUGGACUUUAGGAGUGGCCAGAGAAUCCAGUAACAGAAAGGGAUGGAUCACAGCGAGUCCCAGUAAUGGAUUCUGGACUGUGCGGCUGAAGAAUGGGAAUAAUUAUUGGGCCUGUGCUGAUCCUGCUGUCUCUCUGUGUCCGAGAGUGAAGCCGCAGCGGGUCGGUGUGUUUGUGGAUUAUGAGGAGGGUCUGGUCUCCUUUUAUGAUGUGGAGUCCAGCUCUCAUAUCUACUCUUUCACUGGUCAGUCUUUCACUGAGAAACUCUAUUCAUUUUUUGGCCCAUCCUUAAACUAUGCAGGUAAAAACUCAACUCCACUGAUCAUCACACCUGUCAAAUACAGAAAGAAAUCUUUUAUAGAAGAGACUUGGUGCAUGAUCCAAGAUGUGCAGCAGAUGAUCCAGGACAGAUUCAAGAAAGUUAAAGACAUCAAACACUCAGCAGAAGUCAUAAAAAGAAACACAGAGAAGGAGAAAGCAGCCCGUGUUGAGCUCUUCACUGAUCUCAUCCGCUCCAUUGAGAGAUGUCAGACUGAACUGCUGGAGAUGAUGGAGGAGCAGCAGAAAGCAGCAGAGAAACAGGAGGAAGAGCUCAUUGAAGAGCUGGAGCAGGAGAUCACUGAGCUAAAGAUGAGAAACACUGAGCUGGAGCAGAUCUCACACACUGAAGAUCACCUCCACCUCCUACAGAUUUACUCAUCCCUGUGCAGCUCUAGAAACACCAGGAACUGGUCUGAGAUCAGUGUGAAGACUGAUGAGAGUCUGGAGACUCUGAGGAGAGCUCUGACUCAACUGCAGGACACUCUACAGGAGAAACUCACACUAACUGUGCUGAAGAGGAUGCAGCAGUAUGAAGUGGAUGUGACUCUGGAUCCUGAUACAGCUCAUCCUGAACUCAUCCUGUCUAAUGAUGGAAAACAAGUGAGACAUGGAGACAUUAGACAGAAACUCCCAGACAAACCAGAGAGAUUUGAUAGAAGUGCAUAUGUCCUGGGAAAGGAGGGAUUCUCCUUAGGGAGAUUUUAUUUUGAGGUGCAGGUGAAGAAAAAGACUGACUGGGCUUUAGGAGUGGCCAGUGAAUCCAUCAACAGGAAGGGAAAGAUCACACGAAGACCCAGUAAUGGAUACUGGACUGUGCGGCUGAGAAAUGGGAAUGAAUAUAAAGCCUGUGCUGGUCCUGAUGUCUCUCUGUGUCUAAGAGUGAAGCCACAGCGGGUCGGAGUGUUUGUGGAUUAUGAGGAGGGUCUGGUCUCCUUUUAUGAUGUAAAGUCCAGCUCUCAUAUCUACUCUUUCACUGGUCAGUCUUUCACUGACAAACUUUAUCCAUGUUUUAGCCCAUGCUUUAAUGAUGAAGGUGAAAACUCAGCUCCACUGAUCAUCACACCUGUCAGUCACAAUAUUUUCCAACCAAUAUGAAAUACAGGAUGAAAAUAAAAUAAAUAAAAUUGUAAAUAAAAAUGUGCUGCUAUACAUAUUUUUCAUAAAUAUUAUUUAUGAAAAAUAAAUUUUUUCAUUAAUAUUUUAGUUAAAAUAGCAUGUUUCAAAUUUAAAAAUGUAACGUAAAUUCCCUUUCAAAUGAAAACUCGCACUGUGUCCGAAAACACUUUGGGGAACGCCUCCUUGUGUGUUUUCUUUUGAAAUGUUAUGCUACCCUCUAUAGUUAUCUGUACUGUCAUCUUUUAUGAGCAAGUUUGGCCAGC